GUGAACCCACUAUCCAUAUCAAAAUCUCAACUGCCUCUCAGUUCUGUAGCCACUUACUUCAUGAAUUCGUGAUGAUGUAUAACUCAUUUUUGGUGAUCUAAUAUUAAUUGAGCAGUGGCUUUACAUUUACUUUUGAAUUACAACUUAUGCAUGGCAUAAUAGUAGACGACAGUGAUAUGCUAACCGGAACCUAACAUGUAGUUGGAAUGAUUUCCAUUAUGUCUUAGAUGGUAGCAAAUUAUACGGGUGUUAGUACGUAAUGUUUGAUGUUCACCAUAAAGGAUAUGUAACUUGUGAGUAGUUGACUGCCAGGAAUUGUUAGCAGUCAACAUACGCAGUAUGAACAAACCAUGGACAAGUUUGUAGUCCGAAUCCCAAAAAAAACAGGCGAUGAUGCAAACGAUGAGGCAUUCCUUAAGAGGUCGUUGCAGGGAAAAAAAAAAAGUCGGCGUUCUCAGUUCCGACUUAAGGAUCUUCAGGGCGUUGUGAUACUUGAAGAUCUGGAUGAAGCUAAGAAAAUUCUUUCAAAUCCGACAAGUAGUGACGAGCUUCUCGAAAAGACUCUGCGACAACUCGCCAAAAAAACCCCAGGUCGUGAUAUCCUGCUGAAGACUAGCGUUGGAAAACCCGUACGUCAGCUUCUUUCACACGAAAACCUUUCUGUACGAACUGCUGCCAAGCGCGUUUACGAUCGUUGGAAGGAGCAUAUUCUAAAUAAAGCAGCUUUGCAAAAACAGGAAGUUCGCUUCGAUAUCGAAUCCCAAAGGUUGCGGGAUAUUGCAAAGAGAUGGUUUUCGGAAGCGUUGUCAACAACAAUAGACGACACAGUUGUUAUAGCUCUUGAACAAGAAGUUUUCGCCCAAUGCAAGCGAAUUCUGAAUGCGCCCUACAGAAGGAGUUGUCGCCAAAUAGCAUAUAAAUUACGUACUGACGUUAAUCUUCAAAAUAAGCUUGUCUCUGGAAAUAUGACCGUGGAAGCGUUUGUAAGAAAGCACAAGUCGUCAUAAUGAAUAGUUAGUCAGCUUAAUGUAGAUGAAAACGUCGAUCUAGUUUAAGCAAAUCUGUACACCAUUACUGCAUUGUAAAAACUGUGAGCGUUUUCUUACUGACAAUAAGUAAGACGUAGUGGCUGAACAAACAUCUAGGUCUAGUAGUCAACGAUUUUGCAAUAGUGGGUGUUUUAAGCCUUAGGUGUAGGUUUACCUCAGUGUUGACAAAUGUGGGAUUUAGUUCAACGUCAGCCAGGUGUCUAGGGUACUUACGCAAGACUUGCACUGUUUCUAAUUCUUAAUAUUUCGGAGAUAUAAAAAUCAAAAUUAGUAAGAAAAAGUAUUUAGUUCGUAACAGUUCAACUAACUAAUUCAUAUGUUAACUUGUUUCUACGAGAAGUACAACGUAUUGACUGUCUUUAAUUAAUGAAAUGAUGAAUUUCAUGAUUUAUAUAUAAAGACAUUACCCAGAUGCUUCAGUGGCCCAGAUUUAGCUUUGGAUAUCCGUCCCGAAGCUAAAGUCGGAAACUAAUUUUUUUCGGAAUUCUAGCGGAGCCUGUAUCAACUACAAACGUCUCUUCGACUGCGCUGUGUAUAAUAGGUUUACUCCAGACUGAUCUAUGAUCGAGAUACUAAUCACACAAAUGGAAUUCAAGAUUAUAGACUUUGAUGUAUAGGUUCGAUAGAAAUUCACGAAAAUGUUAUUCAAAUAGGCGCCAGUGGCUAAUAGUUAUUCCAAAUAUAAAUAUUCGAACCAAUUGUGAUAGACUGACAAUAGAUCCAAAACAAACUCAAAGAUCUAUUAAUAAAAAAAGAAUAUCUUCAUUAUUACGAAGUCGGAAGGGCUCUAUGCUAAAUAUAACCAUCUGCUUUACUAUGUAAGCAACACUGACCAAAGUAAUCGAAAAACGUGCGAGUAAAAAUCACAAGGGAGAGCAGAAAGCUUAGUAAGACUCUUCCACCUUAUGCAGCUCCAAUUUUUUUUUAGACAGACUCAGAACUUGUUAUUUUAUUGCCCCCAGAGCAAGCAUAGCGUUUCGAUGAUCUUUAGCAAUUUGAGUAAUUAAUGAAAUUGACGGCCUGCAACUAUUGUUCUAUUCUGUUAUCAUACGACAGAGCUAGAUGUAGUUUAUGUAACACACCUGAGAGUAAAUGACCUUAAGAGAGGAAGCUAAAAAAGAAAGCACAAUUUGCUCAGUUGAAUAUUCUGAAUAUCCGUCAAAUGUAUGAAUUCUCUUUACAAUUUCCUUAGCAGUGUUCAAAAAGUAAGAUGGAUGGACAAAAUGCGCAUGGUUAUCCUUAACAAAAAUAUUGAUCAUCUAAGCCUUUUGUCACGGAAGUAACUUAUGGUCUUAACUUAAGGUGGUAACUUAAGGUCUGAAUAUUCGUAAUACAAGCCUUGGAUUAUGAUCACUUCUUAAUAAUGCAGUAGCAUUUUCAUGGCUUCAUUGAUAGGUUCAGUAUACAUAGAUGAAAAAAGACAUGACAGACAUACUUCAACUAUUUUCUUUAUUGUUAUUCUAUCUGUUGUUAUUUGUGUGCAGACAGUUCAUUUGUUUCCUUAAAUUGUGACAAUUAGUGAUGGUGAUACAUAGAGCUCGCCUUGCGGUUCCACUAGAAUGAGCUUCUAUUAGAAGUUCAUUAACAGGCUCUUAGUCGAGAGGCUGUGCGAAGGACAGAAAUAGGUCUGUGAAGGAUAAGUGCUUUGAUGAAGAUGAUUGAAAAUUUGUUGAUGGACAAGUUACGUACGUAUUUCAAAAAUGUUCCUUCCAUGUGUAACUGUUCUAUAUGACCUUUUCGUAUUUAAGAAAUUGGUUUAUUUUCUGAUAUUAGGUUUCACCGAAUGAAUUCAACAAAUUGAUUGGGAUGACUUUGAUGUUGGCUGACGUUUUUCAUAAUGGCAAUUGAUCGUUGACCUAUUAGCGAUAGUGACCUUCAUGGCUGUGAGCGUCUUUUUGCAGUUUUAUUAAGUCUCACAUUCCUCUCUCCAUUUUUUUAGUUUAUCGUUCAGCGAAAAAAUCGAUAGCCUGUGGUUCUCCCUUCUGCUUAACAGUGGCCUUGGAUCUCCAGGGACCAGGAGGGUAAUGGGAAGAUCAAACUGAUGACCAGUUUGUAUUGGUGUCAGAAUCAUACAAUAUCUAUCGAUGACGCUGCAAGCAAUUUGAAAUUGGCUACGUUUAUGUGGGGUCAUAUGUGAAACCUGCGUUCAUCGCACAGGGCAUUUUUAAGGGGAUCAUAAAGGGAAGACAUGAUAAUUUCGUUUGUCUCCUUAAACCAAUCAGUCUUAGAUAACCAUUAAAAUGUCUUUCUAUUCCGUUUCGCACGUUAAAUUCUACAACAGCCGCGUAUAGGGCAAUUGUGUUACUGUCUACGGGGCGUGCCAUGGAAAUAGUUUCGACGACUUUGAAUGCAUGAAUACUAUGUAAGUCCUAAUAACAUUGUAUGGGACAAUAUAGUUCAAUUGAGAAAAGCGCUGUUAUGUUUCAAGAAUUUCUUAAUCCCUCCUUGUUUAACUUCCUUAUUUUGUCUACCAGGACUCCGUUUUACGUUAUGUCAUAAAUUUUCAUAAAUUUAUAUGGAAACCUAUCGAAUACGACGGUUUCAUAUAGAAGAUGCGUUUCAUAUAGAACGUCCUUGAUGUACUGACAUCAUAAACAUUUGAAUCCAUCAAAGAUGACUCAAACACGGGCCUCAAACAUUAGUCGACUACACAGAUAACGGGUGCUUAGUUUAGUUUAAAGCUCAAGUAAAAGACUCGGUCAUCUUACGAUUAACGACAGUGCCCAUCUUUGUGGGGUCUAUGCUAAAGCUUAUUUCACCGAACUCCUGUAAUGUUACUCGCAGUAUCCGAGAGUUCAAGAUGGAUUUUGGUGUAUUUACGUAUUGAUGCUUGCGAUUUACACAAGUCUCGUUUGGUUGUGCAUAUAUGCCCAUAUUAGUAGAUACGUACUGACCGACAAACAUCUCUGCCAUUUGGUAUUAUUAAUGUUUCUUUUUUAGACAUCAUAUGCCUUUGUCGUGUAAGUUACUACAUGAUUUCAACGACUUGUUUACAUCGGCUGCAUAUAAGCUGCGUUACCAUUCGUAUUGGCUUACUACCAGUUUGAUAUUAUCCACUCCGGUGUUUCUCGAUUAUCCAAGUGCUGGUUUAAAACCCGCCAGUGACAUAUUCUACACGAUAAAUGGUAAUUGAAAUAAAAUUAUCCAUUUUAGUGAGUAUAAUAUUAUCCGCUCCACUUGUCGACUUGCUUCUUAUCUUAGAUAUAUUAAAAGCUUCCUGCUACUACCGCUACGACAAAUGCCUAAGCAGAUCUUGUCGAUUCAAUCGAUUAUUUUCAAUUUUCGUGUACUCACCUGGAUAUGGCAAAAUGUCCGGCUUCAUCGCCCGAUUAUCGCAUUAUCCGAAGCAAUUCUCUUUGAUGUUUGGUGGUAAUUGGACUGGUGGUUUGCCAGUGACACUCGUGCACGUUAUUCAUGCAACCGUUUUAAUUUCACACAGCCGAUAUAAUUGCUCUCCUGCGCCUUGCUUACAGAUAAUAGCUAUUUGAUCUAUGUAUAGGACGCGGUUGUUGUGAUAUCGUGGCAUUACAAUAUAUAAUAACAAUAAUAAUAUCGAACAUAGUGUCUAAUAAAUCAGUGUUCAGUUAGCGAGAUUUUUCUGUCGUGUUGUGAACAGCAGUUUUCAAGCACCAAUAGCUGCUCACAGUAGAGCAAAAUGUGGCAGCUAAAUUAGACCUGUCCAACGGAACAACCGCCUCACUUUGAAGCGAGGUGCUGACGCUGCCAGGCUGAAUACAUAAAGAAAGUACAAAAAGAGGCUUGUUAGUUGAGCAAAAGUAGCUAACGGUAAGUAUUGUGACAUUAACACUGCUGUUAUGAUUCCGCUUCCGACAAGAUAUAAUAUGAUUAUAGUAGCAAUGUAGUUGAAGCUAAUAUGGUUAAUACAGUCGCUAUGAUAAUUAUAAUUAGUAUUGUUAUUAUUCUCCUUAAACGGUAGUAAUAGUGAACGCUUAUUAGUCUUAGCUGCAGGCGAUCGUCAAGAUUUAAUUAGGAUAAAAAAAAAAAGACAGACGAUGCUUUUAUUAUUAUGGAGACGAAGAUAGUAUACAAAUGUAUCGGCAACAGUUGCUGGUUGCUUUUUUGCAAUAAUUCUUUACGUAGUUAUGGCUGUAGUAACUGUUGUUCAUUAUGCGGUGGUUGUGUUGUAAAGUUUGGAGCGUGAUUGUUGUUAUCAUUAUUAUUGCAUAGAGUUACCAAAAGUGACGGAACAGAGCGGUGCACGCCGGUACCGAUAUGAGUCUUCUCCAUUUUAAAGUUGCUUUUCUACUUCCUAACUUUCCUAACCCAGCCUAUUGACGAGUGUGGUCGCCAUUCUAAUCCUCAUUAUAUUGUUAAUGUGAGAUUAUUAUGAUUAGCAUCACUUUCUAAUUAUUAUCGCUUCAUAUUUGCAGUAGUCAUUUGUGAUAAUCGCGUUAUCAACUUUACAACAGGCUAAAAUAUCAUUACCAUAGUAAUAAUAAUAAUAAUGAAUGUUGUGACAUACAUGUGACGUACACUGUGGCUGGUGGUAAUUAGUUGCAACUGGAACUACAUCAACCGGUUCCCGGCGCGGAGUAAGAGCAGUGACUUAAUUAUUUUUAUUACAGAGUAGUAUUUAGUUGUAUUAAUAAUAAUAAUAAUGCUACUAAUAAUAGUAACAAUAGUAAUAAUAGUCAUAGUUGUAGUAGUAAAAGAUUUACUUUGUGACAAUGUGAGCGGGCUUUUCGUAUCAUUACUGUUCCUCUUCUAUUUUGUCGGGCCGCGUAUUAAUUAAUUGAAUAUUGAUUAGCACAGCAUCUUCCUCUCGCUUUCUCUCUUUCGCGUAGUAUUUUUCCUCUUUCUAUUUAUUUUAUCGCAAUGGUAUACAAAAGCUAGCACGACGAAACGUACAAAUCUAAUUAAUCCAGUAGUACCAACUAUAUUAUGUGAGUAAUAUAUGCAGGUAUUAUCAUGCAGGUUACGUUAUUCACGAAGUUUAUACGACGAUUUCUCUAUUCGUCGUAGUUGAGCGUUUCCGGAGUGAGUCAGUGAGUUAGUCAGUCAGUGUGUGAAUAUUAGUUAGAUAUAAUGGUUAGUUAAAUUCGCAUCGGUUGGUUGAAUCGUCGGCUUGCUGAAUUAACUGGAGAACAGUUAUGAUUGUUUGACUGAUCUUGAUGGUUAUUGAUUAUCAUCCUUGAUUGAUUGCCUGAUUACUUUAUCGAUUCACUGGUGCUCUCGAUAUAUGAGCGUCCUCGGUAGCUUGGCGAGUUACAUUGCUGUCGAUGGAUUCGGCUAUGAAGGCCUGCCGUUUAGAAGUGUGAAAAAAAGGAUAAAAUGUCCGUUUAGGAGUUAUCUUGGCAAUGGGUCAGAAAAGGACGAACUGCAUACACGGGUUUGCAUUAUAUUGCAUUGCAUAUCAAAAUGAAAUCAUACCCUAUAGUAAAAUUAAAUUGGGAAUCGAAUAUAGACAACAAUAAAAGACGAUCGAUGCAUUAAGUCCGAUCAUUUUUUAUCUUUUAGAACAAAAACGUAUUAAAGAACCAAAAAAUAUAAUGAAAUUACCCCGUGAAAUCAAGACUGUAUCUUUAAUUAAAACCACGACUGUGGAAAAUUAAUGUUUCUGUGUUAUGGGACACGAGGUAGAGUCUCAGUUUCGUUUUCAAGAAUAUAAUAAUCACAGAAACGGCGGUACUGCAUACGCGUGAUGCGCUUAGAUGGGAAAAUUUUCGCAAAUGCAAACGUGCAAUGGUUUGGAUGCAUGGAAGAAACUUGUGGAAGGAUAAGAGGCUUAAACAACAAACAUUGGAUUUUAUGAAGGAAUGACGAAGUCUUUUCUGUUUGGGUGCACACAACUACUGGAUAUAAGAAUAGUAUGCUGACGAAUGUCUUACCGUUAUGCUGGUGCUUCAUUCGUGAUAAUAUCAGAAUAUAAUUUUAUUCAUCGAGUCAACGCGACUUUUCGAUAUCAAAACACUUGUCAUAGUUUGGUUACAAAAAUAGACCUCUUUCACAUAGAUGUUUUCCACGGGUUCUAAAAUAUCCUCAUAGGUCCUCCUUGGUGGAUGGCUGCGAUGUCUCUCUUCUUUAUGGAAAAUUCUAUUUCACAAUUCACAUAAAAUUCAGGGCUUGACUGAAUUAUACGAUCAUAGAGAACUAUAAUUAUGUAACGUGAUUUCGACCUGUGUCAACUUUUGUUUUAGGAUUAGAUUCGUCUUAUAUUUAAGGUAAUUAAUUCUUAUUGUGUUUAAUUUAUCAUAAGGCCUAAUUCGACAUGGAUUUGCAUUAAGGCGGAAAGAUAUUUACACUAUCCACUAUAAGCCUAAUGCAUUGGCCUAGCAUACCAUUGAUCCUUAAGCAACUGGUUGAACAUAUAUUUGAUAUCGUUUUAACUUAAUUGAUACAAGAUAGGUUCCAACAUAAAAUCUUCAUUUAUGACUUACAAAAGUGACUUUAACAAUUUAUAUUGAAUGUAACUUGUCUCUUUGAUUAAAAUAGCCGCUCGGUAUUGGGUCAAUAACAUGAAUACGAUUGAAAUUAAUCGUUUCGGCUAGCUAUGGACCGAUAUUUCGACACUGAAAUUGAGACUAAUUGGCAACAACAUUGAUUCAGUGAACUACCUAUAUAUACGGUAGUUUCUACCCCAAUACAUCUUUUGAGGAACAUCGUUGAACCGCAAUAUGACCUUCAGUUUAUAAAAUGAUAUGCGUUGCUCAGAGUAUUAUAGAUUAAGUUGUCUAAAGACUUCAAAUUUGCAAAACUAACUAAUAGAACUCCUCUUAUUAUUAUAAUAAGCAGCGAAAAAAAACUGUCACCAGGUAUGGAUUUACAUAAUCUCAAAUAAGAUGCUUUCAAGGUUGCAAUUCCAUCUGCUUGGCUUUUCCAGCGCUUAAUGUGGCUGAGCCGUUCGCUGCUAACAAGACCGUCAGG
Molecule: messenger RNA, 7934 nt
Organism: Varroa destructor (honeybee mite)
Lineage: Eukaryota; Metazoa; Arthropoda; Arachnida; Mesostigmata; Varroidae
Product: transcription elongation factor A N-terminal and central domain-containing protein 2-like
Biological process (GO): DNA-templated transcription
Cellular component (GO): nucleus
Source: RefSeq, a predicted model, not a curated record